Molecule: messenger RNA, 12330 nt
Organism: Petromyzon marinus (sea lamprey)
Lineage: Eukaryota; Metazoa; Chordata; Hyperoartia; Petromyzontiformes; Petromyzontidae
Biological process (GO): extracellular matrix organization
Cellular component (GO): collagen trimer
Molecular function (GO): extracellular matrix structural constituent conferring tensile strength
Source: RefSeq, a predicted model, not a curated record
CUCCUCGGCGGCCACUCAUGGAAGCACGACGGGGGGGGGGGGUCGAGCAGCCGUGCGAGACGAGCCACACGAGCAGAGGGAACCAGCAACGGAGUCGAAGAAGAGCCGAGGCGAAGCUGAGACGACGCAGCGCGCACAGAGCAGUCAGAUAGGUGGCCGCGAGAAAGUGUUAACAGAGGCGUAAUCAGUUAUGGUGCUGGCUUGAGUUGCUACUGCUGUUGCUGCUGCUGCUCGAGAGAGAGAGAGACUACUGCAAUGGCCAUGAGUCGACACGACGUGAGAGCCAAGCUGUGGGCUCUGGUUAUCAUGGCCAACGCUUUCGCCUGGCUCAUCACCGGUGGCGAGUCCGCGGCGUGCCAUGGCUGCUCUCCGGGGUCUAAAUGUGACUGCAGCGGAGUGAAAGGAGACCGGGGAGACAGGGGCCUUCCUGGACUGCAGGGGCCUUCAGGCCUUCCCGGAUUUCCUGGGCCCGAGGGGCAGCCGGGCCUGAGGGGUCUCAAGGGCGACACUGGAGACUCUGGCCCGUAUGGACCAAAAGGAAAUCGCGGUGCCCCAGGAAUGCCAGGAUUUCCUGGGACACCUGGUAUCCCGGGUUUGCCGGGACAAGAUGGCCCUCAAGGGCCUCACGGUAUCCCAGGAUGCAAUGGGACUAAGGGAGAGAGGGGAUAUCCUGGCCGUCCGGGAUUACCAGGAUUACUGGGCCCAACGGGAAUACCGGGACUGCCAGGCAUGAAGGGCGAUCCUGGAGAGUUCUUUUCUUCGUUUCCGGGGCAGAAGGGCGACCCUGGUUUACCUGGAAUUCCGGGGCACGCCGGGCAGCCUGGGAGCUCAGGGCUGCCAGGACCAUUUGGACCACCUGGACCAAGAGGUUUUCCUGGCCCACCUGGUUCACCCGGGUCCCCUGGCCCAAAGGGUUCCAUGGGUUUGAAUUUUGAAGGACAGAAGGGUGAAAAGGGUAGCACCGGACCCGCGGGCCCUCCGGGGCCUCCUGCAGGGCCGCCCGCUCAGGAAAAGCCGCCGGAGGGAGUGUUUUACAAAGGCAAUAAGGGAGACGCUGGACCCCCUGGUUUUCCAGGCAGGGAUGGUCUUCAAGGUCCUCCGGGUAUGCCCGGGUUUGGAUUGGCAGGAGAAAAAGGAGAGCCGGGGGAGGCUGGAAAACGCGGGAAGCCGGGAAAAGAUGGAGACCCCGGCCUUCCGGGUUUGGAGGGUCAGCCAGGGACACCUGGAUUUCCUGGAAACCCUGGCUUCGAUGGACAGAAGGGUUCAAAAGGAGACCCUGGUUUGCAAGGGCCCCCUGGCCAGGUUAUUGGCCAACCACCUCCACAUGGCUUUGGGUCCAAAGGUGACACAGGAUUUCCUGGCGCACCGGGAGAAAAAGGAGAACCUGGUUUUACAGGACCACCUGGGUUGAACGGUGCACCGGGUCCCCCAGGUAUCACGAUACAGGGCCCUCUGGGGCAACCAGGGAUUUCGGGAGAAAGGGGCCAGAAGGGUGACCCGGGACCCCCAGGACUAAGCUUCCCAGGGCAGCAGGGCCGGGAUGGGCAGCCUGGGGCUCCUGGUCCACAGGGGCAGCCGGGUCUCCCUGGCUCACCAGCCGUGGUCACCCCUGGUCUCCCCGGGCGAGGAUUACCAGGCCCGCCUGGCCCAAUGGGACCGAAAGGCUUCUCUGGAGAGAGGGGACAUAAAGGCGACAAAGGCGACACGUGCCGGGAUUGUUUCGGAGGAGUGGGGCCCGGUCGCCCAGGGUUACAGGGACCUCCUGGUCCCCCUGGCAUGCGAGGUUUCGACGGUGCUCAAGGUAACCCAGGCCUGAAGGGAGACAGAGGGUUUGCUGGCAACCCAGGCUCUCCAGGUUCGCGAGGAUUUCCUGGGGAGUCAGGCCCCCAGGGGCCCCCAGGAAUGAAGGGGGAUCCUGGAGACGCACUGGGCCUGCCUGGGCUGAAGGGAGACAAGGGCGACACGGGUUUCUCCGGGUCUCCUGGGCCUGCUGGGCUCGAGGGCCGCCCUGGUGUGGAUGGGCGGCCUGGGAACCCCGGUGCUAAGGGCGACCCUGCUCCGUUUGGCGUGAAAGGCGAACGGGGGGCGCCAGGAGACCAAGGCCAGGCCGGCCUGUCCGGGGAAAGAGGGCAGCCUGGCUUGCCUGGUUUCGGCCCCCCAGGAUACCAGGGGAUGAAGGGAGUCCAAGGGGUGCCUGGUCGUACCGGCCCACCCGGCCCACCAGGUGUGAAGGGGGAGCCAGGAAAGACAAUGUCGGAGCCAGGACAACCUGGACCUCCUGGCUUACCUGGAUCACCUGGAUCCCCUGGCUCUCCAGGCAGCUCGGGCAUCCCUGGCUCCGCUGGAUUGCCAGGCUUGCAAGGGGUGAAAGGCGACGCGGGCUUGCCAGGAUUUGGGUCUCCUGGGCCACCCGGUCCAAAGGGUAACCAAGGCAACCCAGGGUUACCAGGACAGCCAGGAGGACCUGGGCGCCCUGGACAAGACGGAUUCCCGGGGAGCCCUGGACAGCCCGGACUAAAGGGUGACGGAGGCGUUGGUUCCCCGGGCCCCCGUGGACCUCCGGGGUCUCCUGGCCUCGACGGACUGUCCGGUUCCAAGGGAGACAGCGGCUUCCCCGGCCUGCCGGGGCAACCGGGCAGGCCGGGGCUCGACGGCGUGCCGGGAACCAAGGGAGACGUCGGGAAUUCGGGAUUGCCCGGUCGCCCGGGAGCACAGGGCCCCCCUGGACAAGGAUUCCCAGGAGCUCAAGGUCCCCCAGGAUCUCCGGGACAAGUUGGACCUGAAGGUUCACCAGGGCCGAAGGGAGACAAGGGAGACUACGGAGCCCCAGGAUUGAACAUGCCGGGACCUCCAGGAGACAGGGGCAACCCUGGUUUCCCCGGCACGCCCGGUGGCAUUGGAUCACCAGGAUCGCCGGGACAGCCCGGAAGGAACGGCUUCCCAGGCACACCAGGUUCCAAAGGAGACAUGGGAGUCAUGGGGACACCUGGGGCCUCUGGUCCUCCUGGUCCUUUUGGGCAGAUCGGCCCACCGGGACCCAGAGGCAACGAGGGGCAGCCUGGCCUGCCAGGCGAACCGGGCGACUUGGGCUUCAAGGGAAACAAAGGCGAUCCUGGGAUCCCCGGCCCAUCCGUCCCCAUUGGCACUGUGACAACGAAGGGAGAAAAGGGAGAGAAAGGGGCUGGUGGUACUCCUGGCAUGCCAGGCCCCAAGGGAUUCCAAGGAGUGCCUGGCGCCAAUGGGCAGCCUGGUCAGGCGGGUCUUCCCGGGACACAUGGCCAGUCAGGUCCCAAAGGAGAUUCUGGAUUCCCAGGCAAUCCUGGCCAACCUGGGCAGCCGGGUCCCAAGGGCUCCAUGGGAGAGAUGGGCUUUCCAGGUCCUCCUGGUUCAAAGGGCAUUCCGGGCAACCCAGGUCUCCAGGGUUCCCCAGGAUCUCCUGGAUUCUCUGGCAUGAAAGGAGCUAAGGGCGAGUCUGCCCAGCCAGGCCAAGGAAUUCCUGGACCGCCUGGCCCAAAGGGUGAUGUAGGGAGCCCCGGAUUCAAUGGACCACCUGGACAGAAAGGUUCCCCGGGAACUCCUGGCCUUCCCGGGCUUCCCGGCAAUCCGGGUUCAAAGGGAGAACACGGGCAGCCAGGAUUUCCAGGCAACCCAGGGCUUCCAGGUUCUAAAGGUCAAGAUGGAUUCCCCGGAGGACCAGGCCGUCCCGGAGGCCCAGGCUUGCCAGGAGAUGCAGGCCGCCCUGGAUUGCCUGGCCCGUCGGGAGAGAAGGGAUUUCCUGGAAAGGAUGGUAUUCCUGGCACGGCAGGACCUAGGGGAGACCCUGGUCCGCCUGGCAGGGGAGCUCCGGGUCCCCCCGGGAACUCCGGCUUCCCAGGUAUAAAGGGAGACCCGGGCCGUCCCGGCGUGGGCGGGGUCCCUGGCUUCAGUGGUGCAAAGGGCGACCCUGGAGAAAAGGGGCCAAUGGGCAUCGAUGGACCCCCGGGUUCUCCUGGUCCUCCCGGGCGAACUGUAGAAGGAGUCAAGGGCAACGCGGGUCUCCCUGGACUUCCAGGUCUCCCAGGAAACCCUGGCUUUCCAGGCCAGCCUGGGCCCCCCGGGAUUGGCGGAAUCAAGGGGGAUCGUGGCAACCCAGGACUCCCCGGAAAUUCUGGCCCGUCCGGCUUGAAGGGAGAGAGUGGCUUUCCAGGACAACCCGGCAACUUGGGGCGGCCAGGCUUCGAUGGCCCCAAGGGUGACCCGGGUCCUCAGGGUCCCCCGGGAUUCCCCGGUAUGAAGGGCUCUUCUGGCCUCCCAGGCAUCAACGGGGGCCUAGGAGAGAGGGGCUUCCCUGGGCCACCAGGGCCUGAAGGUCCUCCCGGCCCCCGGAGCCCCGUCUCGUACGUGAAGGGAGACCCGGGCCCGUCGGGCAACCCCGGGCUGCCCGGCCCACGUGGUCCUCCAGGCCAGCCCGGCCAGCCCGGACUGCCAGGUUCUCCCGGUCAGCCGGGAGGACCAGGUGAGGACGGCCUUCCCGGAAGUGAUGGGCCAUCCGGAAGGAAGGGCCAGACUGGUCCAUCUGGUCGCGCAGGCGAGCGAGGAUUCCCGGGCCCGCAGGGCACCGACGGAAUUCCAGGAAUCCCGGGACAGCCCGGCCCUCCCUCCAUGCCGCACGGAUUCAUGGUGACGCGCCACAGCCAGUCGGUGGAGGUGCCCGCGUGCCCGUUGGGCCUCGUCAAGCUGUACGACGGCUACUCGCUGCUCUACGUGCAGGGCAACGAACGCUCACACGGCCAGGACCUCGGCACGGCGGGCAGCUGUCUGCGCCGCUUCAGCACGAUGCCCUUCAUGUUCUGCAACCUGAACAACGUCUGCAAUUUCGCGUCACGCAACGACUACUCCUACUGGCUCUCCACGCCGCAGCCCAUGACCAUGAACAUGGCUCCUGUCCACGGCCAGCAGAUCCAACCUUUCAUCAGCAGAUGUGCAGUGUGCGAGGCGCCGGCGAUGGUGAUCGCUGUUCACAGCCAAUCCAUCGUGAUCCCACCGUGUCCCAACGGAUGGGCCUCCAUUUGGAUCGGCUACUCGUUCAUGAUGCACACGAGUGCCGGUGCCGAGGGCUCGGGUCAGGCCCUGGCGUCGCCUGGCUCCUGCCUCGAGGAGUUCCGCUCGGCGCCCUUCAUCGAGUGCCACGGCCGCGGAACGUGCAACUACUACGCCAACUCCUACAGCUUCUGGCUCGCCACCGUCGAGAACAACGAGAUGUUCAAGAAGCCACAGUCGGAAACGCUCAAGGCUGGAGAGCUGCGUUCGAGGAUAAGCCGGUGCCAAGUCUGCAUGAGGAAGACAUAACGCUCCUUCCAAAGGGGGGGGGGGGGUGGGGGGGGGUGAUUAUAACACAGCAAUGAUUUCACAAGGGUGCUCUCUGUGUAAAUGAUACAAACUCUAUGCAUAUUUUAUUGUGUGUACCUCAGGCGUCUUAUGUUGUGUAACGCAGGCCUUCCAACUCGGCAGCACAUCCGCCAGAGGUUUUCUGCUCCCCGCCCCCCCCACCAUCACCACCACCAUCACCACCCCACCCCACCGAUGGGGAGACGGAACAGCUGCGUCCACGAUGCACUGCGCUUCACGCAAAGCAUACUCUCGCCCGUAGUAAUUUGCACGUGGAAUGCGUGGGGACUACCCCGAGGUGUGUGUGUGUGUGCAGGAGUGAGCGUAAAGACGCGGGGAAAUCUGUUCCGUGUUUGUUUUUUUUCUAAGUUGUUUUAAACACGGGGGGAGCGGCGGGUGGGGGGGGGGGAAACUCCCUCCAGAUGUGCUGCCCACUUACUUCUGACGCAAGAUGAGCAUUUAAAGGGGAGAUGUUGGAGAGAAGAGAAAAAAAAGGACAUGUCACAAAAUAAACGUCUUCGAUCGUACGUGUACAUAUACACAUUUUAAUAUGUAUUGUACAUUACGUAUGUGUUUAUGUGCCGGUGUGUUUAUAUAUAAUAUAUAGCACACGAAACACACCUGCACAUAAAACACAAAAUCAAAAAAGGGGUCUUCAACGUGAAUGUCCUGUUAAUCGCUUUCAUCAUUUAUAAAAAAAAAAAAACGCUUUGGUCAAGGAUUAUAUUUAAACUGUAGGACACUCUUUUGGUUUUGGGGUUUUCCUUCUCUCAAUGUGCCACAUUUUAUAUUAAACAACAAAAACAACUCCCGCAGUGAAAGAGCUCCAGUGCACAUUUUUUACAUUAAAAAAUGCACCCUGGAGUUUUCUCAUUAGACGUUUAUUUUUUUAACCUUGGACAGUUUUAAAAUGUGUUUUUAAAGCAAAAAAUGAGCUGCCACUCAAAAUGGAAAGAAUUAAAAGCCAUCUCUCUCUGACAAAAAAACAAUUAUACUUAAGACGACUCCUCAUUUUGUAAAAGUUUUGGAAGGUCUGGAUUGGCAAUUGCUAAGCUCCAAAAGACUGCUGUUAUAGAAAGGCUUGGCGCAUAUAAUAAUAUUAUUUUUUAUAUAAUGUGACUGAUCUUUAACUAUUCAUAUGGUGCUGUUGCAUAGAUUAAGCUACACAUGCCACACUCACAAAACGCAGAAGCCUUGUAUUAGUUCCUUCGCUUACAAACAAAAUGACAACAGAAACUGGCCAGUGCAGUUUUAAGUGGAUUACAUUACUUGAAUGCAUGUCGUAUUAAUCAUUUGAUUUCGUUUUACCUUCUCUCUAAUGUCAGACCACUAAGUGUCUCCACAAUUUCACGUACUCAAGCAGUUGACCUAAUAACGAGCUGCUGCUGCUACUGCUGCGUUGACGCUUGGCCGAUUGUGAUGCCCGCACAUCACCUCCCCUUGGCCCCGGGGGGGCAAUGCGUGCCAGGCCUAGGUGCCGCGUCGAACACCGUGUUAGCGGCGGCAAUGUGGCGGCGGCACCUUCGGCCAACGCCGACGUUAUCCGACAACAACGACGACAACAACAACAACAAUGUGCGGGGGCUUGUAAGGCCACCGAACGGCGAGGCGUGACACGCUCUGCCCCCUCGCGAGCGAAAUUCGCAAACGCCCUUUCCCCUCAGCAACCCGUGCUGGUGACUCCCCUGUCCUCGUUUAUCUCUGCCCGUGACUUGCCUACAUCGUCUCUCUAUCUCUCCCUCCCUCUCUCUCUCCACGUCAAGUAAAUACGCCCACCGUUUGCGUGCGUAGCGUCUCAAGAUACGUCGGCGUGCAAGGCACUCCUUGUGAGUCUGCACUGCGUUCUGUGCGCCCCGAGGACUUGCUGCUGCGGUGUUGCGUGGCGUGUCUGGAGUGUCUCGCGUUGGGCACGGAUGAACGCGGAUUGUCUUGGACAUCGUCCGUUCACGCGGCACAAUAACGAAUCUGACGACAUCCGCUAGAGAACUACGCUGCCCGGUCACUCGGUAGCUUGAGUGUGCUAGCAUUAGACAGAGAGUGCCGAAAUAGUGAAAUGUUGAUUGACCAAACCAUGAUUCCUCCUCACAGUAAUCAAAAGCCAGCGAGCUAUGGGCUUCAUUAAUAGGCAGACAGUGUUACACCGCUUGUGAAGCUGUUUACAUGUUCACGAAUACGUCGCGAUAGUUGCCACGUUGUCAGCAACAUUUAGCUACAAAACACCUACUGGCAUUCGUGGUAAUGCACCUAUUUUGCCUCCACGUCAAUAUGUAAACAGACUGAUAGAAGUGUCUUACGAUUUUUUUUUCGAAGAUUCUGCUUAUGACACGAUCAGUGUAAGUCCAGGACUGCCAUGUUAAGCUUCGCUGCUUUAUUUGUAUUUUUUGUCUCGAUACACUUGACUGUAUCUACUCACGCGCUCACUUUAUUGAUGAUGAAUACCGGAUGUUGAUUUUUUUUGUUUGUUAAAUUAGAAUUUUCUCCAAUCACGACAAAAAAAAACUGGCCUCACCGAAUGCAGAGUCAUCAUCGACCAGUAUCGUGAAGCCAUGGUUCUAUCCACUGCGGGAUGAGGGCCUCCCCAAGGUUCCGCCACCUCUGACGACCAUGCGAUGUUGCAAGUACUUACCGAAUGCAACGGUCUCCGAUGUUGAAGAUUUAUGGCUGGACCGCGCCUUAUUUUCAGCGGAAUAUUCGACGGAACGUUCCUCUGAAAAUUGAGCCGAUUUAUAUUUGCUUAAGACAACAACAACAAAAAAUACAGCCCUUCGGGUUUGUAUUUUUUGACAAUAAAAUCAAAUCGAGUUUAAAGCUCACCAAGGUUGAUUUGUUUUUGUCGCACGCCACUUGCAGCCGCGUUUUCUUUUUGUCUGUGCGGUUUGGCGAGCGUCGUCAAUUCAUUCACGCGGUUCGCCGCAGUUUUUACACCGCGACAACUUUGCUCGGCAUCUCUCUCUCUCUCUCGCUCUCUGCGUGCGCGAUUGGGAAAAAGCAUUGCAAUCGGAGAGCCCUCACCCGUUGAUAUGCCGUUCCACGUGCGCCGCCAAGACCAAAGAUGCUGAACUGUUGAGUGUUUGCACGGAGCUAGCGCAAGGCUGUUAUAGCAUCGUAUGUGGGAUGAGACCGAUUGUGUGUUGAGACUGUGCGUACGUGUGUGUGUGUGCGUGAUUUUCCCAUUGUUGAGUGGAAAUUUCCAGUUGACCCUUCCACCGGAGUGCCGGGGGGGGGGGGGGGUACGGGGCUCGCAUAUUGACAAUAACAACAACAAUGCGAUGGAGUGGGAUUACAUCUGGCACGUUGCCAACAGUGGCCACAGCUGAGGGUGACGGCGUGGCUAGCGUGAAUCGAUAGCUCAUUCAAAAAUUAUCGCGCCGUCACCGGCUUAUUCUUUUUUUAAAGAGGUGGGGAGGGGGGGGGUUCUGGUGCAGGCGGUGAUGAAUGACAUUAGAGAGCUAUAUUUGGUGAAAGUGUGCAUUGGGAAUUGUAUUUUUUUCUUCAUUAAUGCCUUACAUACGAAUACGUAUUAUGGGAUGGUGCUAACUUCUCAAAACGUUGGACCGGUAGAUAACUUGGGGUGCUACUACUACGUGUUACGGGACGCAAACAGCAACGAAACGUGCGUUUGUGUGCGUCAUUUUAGCGACUGUGUGAGAGCAUGGACAAGGUGGAGUCCACUCUCCGUUUUAUACCCGUGUCAGGUGGUGAGUGCUGAUUCUUCAACAUCGGCAACAAAUGGCCUUCGCAGUGGGUUAGGGCGGGCCGAGAGGUGUUUUUUUUAAUAACCUCGGUGUGGGUGCAUGUGCGGUGUGUGUGCGCACACGCGCGGGCAUCUCUAAGCAUGGCAUGCGUGCGUCAAAUAUUGCCUCGUGGCAGUUUGGCCCGCAAAUGCUUCUGCUGCUGUUGCUGCUGUUGUUGUUGCUGCUGUCGCCUCUGCGCGCUGUCCAGCGCGCGCGCGCAGGUAACGGCAGCGUGCGGCAAAACGCCAAAUAAAUACACCACAUAGUCACUCACAUCGAGGACAAGCAUUGACAAUGUUUUGUUGAAACCCACGCGUCUCUCUUCGAACGGCCGUAACCUCGCUCGGCUCUUCCCGCCGUUAAUGCUGCAGUUUUACUUAUCGCUGUUACAUGGAGGGUGCAGUCUUACCCGUGUUAAAGAGCAAUAAUCAUUAGGAGAAGAAUCAUCAUUUCAACUUGUCCCGUGCCGCCCAGUGUUCGCUCACUCUCUCGCAGAGAGCGAGGCAGCGACUCUGAGCUGCGAGGAACCGCAGGCAAGCGGGGGAAGGCAGCCCACGCGGUGAGUCGGUGAAAUAAUAAAAAAUAGCCCCCUCCAAGCUCUGCGGUUCUCUACGUAAUUGUACGCGUGCAUGCUUAACGUUCCUUUCGCACCAUACGUAAGCCAACCGUGCUAAUCGGAGGUGCGGGGGAGACUGGCAACAGACGAAACGCACGCACGCAUGCAACAACAACAACAAAAACAAUUGCCGCAUUGUUUCCUGCAAGGCGUAACUUGCUAUCUGCAGUUUCAGCGUAACGUGCUUAAAUCUCCCGCGUGAGCGCAAACGCCACGCACGCUGGCAAAGGGUGCGAUCACUCGCCUCGUCGCCUUGGCCGCCGGCCGGCAAACCGGUGAACCAACGUGCAAGUCGACGGCAUGUUAAUACGCGUUUGGCAAUCAUAUACUGCCCGACGAAUCGGUGCAUCCAUCGUUAAAUCGAUUUCUCGAGUCAACGUGAUGAGAAAGCAGGCAAUUAUUUGAAGAACAAGCGUUGUUGGACAGCGGCUGUGAAAUCGUGAUGCCGGGUAAGGGGUGCUAGGAUGAUUCAUCCAGGCCACAGCGAAUGGCUGCAAUAGAGGUCGUAGGUCAGUUUUCUAUAUUUUAUUAGCAUGACUGUCUGCCGUACGCGAAAGUUGAACAUAUGAACAUACAUGUGUUGAACUUCUUUCCCACCGUACGUAGCCGACCAUGCUAAUCGGAGGUGCGGGGAAGGACAACAAACCAAACACAAAAAAACAUUUGUUGUAAAGAAAUUACGUUUUCAAUCUCGAUGUAAAGGUGCAUAGCUCCAUUGGCUUCUUAAUAUCGGAAGGAAGAGCGUUCCAGACGGCCGCAGAAGUGCAUCUGAAAGCACGCGAUGAUGCGGUGACCACUGUCUUUGUUCCAUGGCUAGCAAAAGGCCGCAAGAUGCAAAUAGUCGGUGAAGGCCGCUGAAAUAGAGGUCGUAGGUCAGUUUUUCGAAUGUGAAAAUGUGUCCGUGUUGCGUGUGAAGGCACAGCUUGUCAGCUUUGCACAACGGUAGCUUCUGGGUUGAUGUGAGGUUUUUCUUUUUUUCGUGCAGACGCUCAUUUUAACCGUACAAUAAAAAAUAAAUAAACUGAAAAAAAUCUAAACAGUAGCGUUUAUAACAUUUUAAGUCCAAAACUUUGGCGGCCAAAAUCAACCUUACUACACACCCCACAUUAAAAUGUAUAACAUAUUUUUUUUUAAAUAGAUGGAGGUUUGGGUUUAUUUCAAAGAGAAGGAACAACUCCCACCGACAUAGUACGGUGUUCAUGUUUAAAAAGCCAGGAGUGAAGUUUAUCGAAUAAUUGUAUUGCUAAUUAAGCCAAUCAACGGGCUAAUUAAAAAAAAAAUCCAAAGGAGGCUAUUCUGUAAGGCAUUACCGUUUGCAGGUAAAACAAAACUUUAUUUAAAAAUAUUAUUUCCCAAUGAUUGAAUCAUUCAUUUCUGGAAAGCUGAGUGGAGUACAAUAUUGCCCACGUGAUAUGCAUUCAUUGGUCAUAUAGAACUUUCCCGAACAACUACUAGAGCUGCGUAGUUCAAUAGGGUGCAACGAUUUGGACUGAUUUGCACAAUAAGAGAGUCUUGGCUUAAUUACCAAUCUGAAAAUGCUGUAGCAGUUUGGCUUUUUUAAUUAAGUAUGGAAUUUUUUUUCCUUUCGUAUGAGCUCCCAAGUGCCUUUUUUAAACAACAAAUUUCAGUUUUUUGUUUUUCGCACACACGACCUGCCCAUGGACCCAACAUGCAUACAUACCAUACGUAUAUAUCUGUAACGCACUGUUAAUCACUGCUACUAAUUAUAACAGUCGUGCCUGUUUAUACAAACCAAACAUCUUAUACUGUAUUGUUUAUUAAGAGUGAUUUUUUUAAAACCCCUGCACAAACCUUUUUUGUUAGUUUGUUUUUUUGUUUUGUUAAAAGCUUUACAUAGGGCAAAACAUUCAACACUUUUGGUAGAAAGAAGAACGGGCAAUCGCCCACUACUGAAGACAUGAAAUGUACCGACACAUGAACCCCGCCCCCCCAAGCGCUCAAUAAAUUUGUUGAGAUUCUUUGGAGAAUAUUAACAGUCGACAACACAUUAACAUUUUAUCACUUAGAAUGUGAUUCAGCCAUAAUAAUAAUAAUAAUACGUGUUUAUCUUUAACAUAAAAAAAUCAGGGCUUGUAUAAAAGGGGGAGAGGAUUGCGGUAUUAGCGCUUCAAGUGCUUCGGGGAUUUGCGUGUUUAUGCAAAAGACUUCAACGGGAAUGCUAAACCAGCAAACAAAAGUAUCUUUAACAAAUAUUAAUUGAAAUAUAUUUAAUUUCAUUUUUUUUACCCCUCCCCCAGGCUUGCAUAUGCAAUAUAUAUUUUGAGUCCUUGAUAUUUAUUACAUAAGCAAAAUGAAAUAAUUAAAAUUGUUCAAUGAUAUACGUAUAAUUUUUCAUAACAAUAGUGAAACCAUUAUAAUUAGCUCAAUAAUCUUUGGCUCGAGUGUAUUCACGCGUGUCUGGAAGCCAGCUGCCUGAAGGCAAAUUUCCGCAUUUUAACAAAGUGCGAAAAUUGCUAAAAUUUAACAACAACAACAAAAAGUAUUUUGGGGUUUAUUUUUUACAUGAAAACCAUGCCCUGACCAGCUGUAUGCAAACAUGACCUUGUUUUGCUGUAAACAAAUUUGUCAAGGAAUAAAGGACCCUACACAGAA